GUUUGUGAUCACAGACUGGUGUUGACGAAACGAAAUCUAAUAUUAUUGUGAAUUUGAGACGAGUUAUUAAUUAUAAUGUCGUAAAAUUCAAAUAAACAGUUACAUGUAACACAGUGUAAUUGUUGUUAUUCAUUAAAUUAUUACCAGAUGCACAUUCGAAAAUGUAUUUCCCGAUAGGAUGGCCAAAAGUUUUACAAAAUUUGGGUAAUGAUGCACAGUUCAGACAAAUUGUGUCUAAUAGAGAUAAAAUCUUAUUCGCGUCGCUUAGUGAAGAUUGUUUUGUGGUCUGGUUUUGCAAGCCCAGCGUGCCAAUAGUUUACCACCAACGAAGUGUUGAGUCACUGCAGAGGUUGGGUGUCAAUGUUGGGGUGGAAUGGAAACCAGACUCAUCAAUGAUAUGCAUUUCGACAUCAGAGGGCCAUUUAAUUUUAUACAAUGUGGAGGCUCAGAGUGAUCAGACAGCAUAUCAGCAAUGUGACCCACCCAUGGCGAGCUUGAGGAGAGAUUCAGCAGAGCUUUUUGUGAAGGAAGUUAUACCAUCACUUAAAAUCACUAUUUUCAAAGAAAUCCUAGUAUGGGACGGGCAGAUAACUAGGAUGUGUUGUAUAUCAGGCACAGAGAUACUUGUCUGCACCACAAGAGCUCACUUGCUCAGGUAUCGCUGGGAUGGCACGCAGAACCGUGACUAUUGCCUCGACCUUGGCCGGAUACCUUUCUCCAUCAACCAGCAAGUUUCUAAAGCGGAGCCUAUACUAGAAGACAACACCCACGUCAACGAUAUUGAGUACUCUCCCCUGGUGUGUGGGUUCGGUAUAACACUCAAUGAUGGCAGGGCUGCUUAUCUCACUGCACCGAAUCUCAAAUUUGAUCCUAAUGCCGUCCAAGGCAUCUGGGCGCAAGGGAUCGACGACGCGACGUGCGUUCGUGUCAACCAUAAGUUUAGGCUGAUAGCUAUUGGAAGGAAAAAUUCUCAGGUGGACGUGUUUACGAUAGACGAGGCGACAGGCGGGCUGGAGUUGUCGCAUACGAUGGUGCUCAGUUCCAAGGACUUCCCCGGCGACCCGGGGCCGGUCAAAUGUUUGAGGUGGACAGGCGACGGGCGGGCGGUGGCUGUGAGCUGGGAGGGCGGCGGCGUGUCGGUGUGGAGCACGUUCGGCGCGCUGCUGAUGUGCUCGCUGGCGUGGGACUACGGCCUCAGUCAGGACUUGGCGCGGCACAAUCCGCUCGUUGUUUGCAGUAUGGAAUGGGCUACAGAAGGAUAUCAAUUGUGGAUGGUGAAGUUGGAAGAAGAUAUGACGUCCAAUUUAAUACAAAUGGACUUUGUCAAAAGUCCACUCAGCGUAAACCCUGGCAUGAGCAACCAAAGGCAUUUAUACCUUCAAGCUGACGACAAGUUAUACGUGAACCUCGACGAUAAUCUUACACGGAGGACGAAAAUCUCUAUCAUCGACUCCUCAUCAGAUACUUAUCAGGAGAACGGCUUAGACCAGCCCUUGGAGUAUGACAGCAGUGCUAAGUAUAAGGAGAUUGUAGACGACAAUGAAUGCAGGAAGCAGUGGAUUGUGUUGCAGCUGCCAGCUACUUACAUUGCGAGCAAUUGGCCUUUACGAUUCAGUGCGGUGGAUGCGAGCGGACAGUUCGUGUGCGUGGCGGGGCGCGCCGGGCUUACGCACUACAGCUGCGCCGCGCGGCGCUGGAAGUUGUUCGGCAACGAGGCGCACGAGCGCGGCUUCGUGGUCACCGCCGGCGUACUUUGGUGGCGUGACUACAUCGUCGUAGGUUGUUACAACAUACUGGAAGGACACGACGAGAUUCGCUUCUACCCUCGAGACGCGAAACUCGACAACCGUUUCGCGAAGGUGGUCCGCGUGCAGGCGCAGGUGUUUGUGCUGGACACGCUUGACGACCAGCUGGUCGUGUUCGGUGCUGAUGCGCUCGUCACCAUCUACGAGCUCAACAGGGUCGAUAAUAAAGGCAACGUGGAGGUGCGCUGCGUGCAAGCGGUGGACAUAUCGGCGCUGUCGCACCCCGCGUGCGUGGUGUCCGCGUCGCUGUGCAGGCUGCAGGAGCCCUCGCCCGCGCACUUGGCGCGCACCGACCAGCCCGCCGCGCCGCACUCACUGGUAAUCAAUGCAAGCGGUAAGCUCAUGAUGGUGCAAAGGGAGGAGUAUGACGUGGAUGAAGACAACAAUCCCGCUUACAGCUGUCUACCGGCCACAGUGCUGGCGUCUUGCGUGGAGAGCGUGUGGUCAGGCAGCGGCACCGGCGCCCAGACCCAACUGUCGCGAGCGCUGUGGCUGUGGUGCGGGGUGCUGGGCGCCAGGGUGUGGCUGCCGCUCAUAUCGCGAGAAGCGACUCGUCGUACCGACCCUUCGAGACACACCUUUAUGGCUAAGAGGAUCAUGCUGCCUUUCCACCUCGAUAUAUACCCGUUGACUAUCCUUUUCGACGACGCAAUCCUACUGGGAGUAGAGAAUGACACUACCCUGUAUGCAUCUGAUUCAAAUUCCGUCUUCUCGUUGCCAUUUUGCGUCAUAAAUAGAACGAGCCAAGUAUACCUGCAUCAGAUACUCCGUCAACUUCUACGUCGCAACCUUGGCUACCACGCGUGGGAGAUAGCUCGCUCGUGCUCUCAGCUGCCGUACUUCCCGCACUCCCUGGAGUUGUUGCUGCACGAGGUGCUGGAGGAAGAGGCCACCAGCAAGGAGCCCAUCCCAGACGCACAGCUGCCGAGUGUCAUCGAGUUCGUACACGAGUUUCCCGUCUAUCUACAGACAGUCGUCCAAUGCGCGCGCAAAACAGAGAUAGCUCUAUGGGCGUAUCUGUUCUCCGCCGCCGGCAAGCCCAAAGAGCUGUUCCAAGAAUGCCUGCAGAGGAAGAUGCUCGACACAGCCGCAUCUUACCUUAUCAUUUUACAGAAUUUAGAAAGUUCUACAGUAAGCAGACAGCUGGCUACGCAGUUGUUAGACACCGCGCUGCAGCAGGAGCGCUGGGACCUGGCCAGAGACCUCGUACGCUUCUUGAGAGCUAUUGAUCCAAAUGAUGUAGAUUCUCCGAGAAACUCAGUUAACGUACAACAGAAGUACGGACAAGUUGUCCAGUCGCAAACUGUCAGCCCGAACGCUGAAGAUUUGUCGGUUAUAUUGGGAAGUAUGCAGUUGGCCGGAGGGCGGGGCCGUAGCUUCAGCACCACAGCGGCGCCGCGCGAGCCUUCCCCUCCUGCGAACAGCACCGCCGCGCCCGCCCCGCGUCGUACUGCCGCCGCCACCGCAGCCGUCAAGAGGAAAAAGUCAGUGCCUGCAAGAAGUGAUAGAGAAUCGUACAGCGGUACAGCGGAGGAGUUCUUCAUCGACAUGAUGAUACAGAGGCACGCUCGCCUGUUGCUGUCGACGGCGCGGCUGGUGGCGCUGGGGCGGUUGGCCGCCGCGCUCGACCUGCACCUGGUGGCGUGGUUGGCGGGCGAGCGCGAGCGGGCGGCGCGCGUCGACAGCGCCGUGCUGUGCCUCAAGCGGCUGCACGAGGACUUCAGCUGGCCGUACCCCGCGCUCAGCGAGGAGGAGCACGCUCAGAGGAAGAGUAGCGUUGUUCCCGCGCCGUACACCGGCAACGCGGAGUCGGACAGCCAGUGCGGCGACAGCGGCUACGUGUCGCUGUCCCUGCGCGCCGUGCUGCCGCUGGCUGCGGGCGCGCCGCUCUCGCCUGCGCCCUUGAGUUCUGUGGGCGAGGGCAGCGUGGCGGAGGGCGGCGCGGUGGCGUGGGGCGGCGCGCUGGCGGAGGGCGAGGGCGGCGCGGACGCGGGCGAGGAGCGGCGCUACGCGGCCCUCAUGGAGCGCCUGCACCACCACCAGGCGGAGCGCGGGGACCACACCGCGCACGUGCAGCUGCGCUACUAUCUGCAGCUGAUGACGGAGGCGAGCUGCGUGGAGUGGGCGCUGGUGGUGGCGGUGGCGCUGCGCGACGCGCUGGCCGUGCUGCGCUGCGCCAACGCGGCGCGCGGGCCCGACGUCAGCCUGCCCGCCGUGCGCCGCCUGCGCGCCGCGCUGCUCGACCUGCACGCGUGGACGGACGCCGAGUGCAUCGGCUACAAGCCAUUCAUGAUGGCGAUCAGCAACCAAAUCCCGAUCCUAACGUCGAUAAUAAACACGCGGGAGCGGCGCGCCUCCAUGGCGGUGAGUCGAGCGCGAACACCCAGCACCACCUCGCUGCCGGAACAGAAGCAAACCCCCCAGGAACCUAGGCUCCCUCCCCCGCAGAAAGCUCAGGAAGUAUCCAAGCAGUCGGUAAGGAAAGACUCUCCUAUAACCAUGCCAGAAGUUCAGACGGAACCAAUCGUCAGGCCUUCUUUCCCGCCGCGAGAGGAAACCGCGUCUAAUUGUGCCAUAAUGUAGGCUUUUUAUACAAUUUUUUAAGGUGUUGUAUACAUCUGGGUAUAGGGUGUUUAGAAAUUAGUUGAGGUCUUUACAUGAAUUAAAUUUUUACAGAGACAUGCUGAAUGAUGGCAUUCGUUGAUCGUUGCAAUACAGUUAUUAGUCCAAUUCUAUCCAAUACUAAAUUAGAAGUUAUUGCCCGUUUUUUACACCAUUCAACUACACAAAAAGAUAUUAUUAAAAGCUCUUUAACCGACGAACACGAUUAGAACUAUGAAACAUCGAUUCUAUAGAGACUGUUUUUAUAAUCGCAAGUCCUUAUCUAAUUUUGUUUUGUUCUUCCCUCAAUGUUCCCUCAAAGUUGUACCCACAACAUUCUAGCUGAGUCGGAUCCAUUUUAUUGGCACAACACAUUUAAUUCUAUAUUAUUUAUAAAUUUAUAUUUAUAAGUAUCACGAUGUGUAUUAGUUUUAAGUUUUCAAUGUGCUGUGUUAACAAAUGAAAAUUUUCUAUUCUAUUCUAAUUACUCUGAGUCAAACGUCAACCAAGCUCGCAGACUUUGACUAUACGCGCUGUAUAGUCAAAAUCUAGUCAUCGGAUAUUUAUGUUUUGUCUAUAAACUGUGUUUUGCAAAAAUGUUGCUGUAAAAAUUUGAUACGUGUAAAGGAUGUUGCAAUUUUUAUUAAUCGUAUCGUAUUCGUAUCGUAUGCGAUAUAAAUAGAUAAGACAAGAUGAAUUUGUACGUGUUUUACUAAUGGAAUUUUAUUGUUGUGAAUAAUUAAGAAAUUUAUAAUUGGUUUUGAAUUUUUUAAUAGUAUUGAUAAAAAUUAAUAAUAUGACAUUUCUAUUAAUAAAAUCUUUAUAACAUUUAUUACCUCUGGUACAGGUUAUUUUUCCUUAUUUUCCAUUUAGUUUUUUCAGUAUUUCUUGUCUCUUCUAUUGAUUCUUAGCUCAAUUUCUUUUACAACAACAAUGUAAAUUAUUAUAUUAUUUCUCUAAUAAUUCUUGUAGUUAUUUUCUUUCAUAAAAUAAUCGGUACUUAUAAACUACAUUAGUGUAUGUUAAUUAUUGAAUAUAGUGAUUAGUUAUAAAUUAUGUAAUAUCUCAUAUGUUCAUAAGAAUUAGUAGAUAAUUAAGUAGAUUAAUAAAUACGUUUGUCUUCCCGGUCGCUAUUAUAAUAUCAAUUUUAACAUUAUUGUCAUCGGAUCAUCGAUCUUGUAUUAAAAAGUGGAUGCCCAAUCAGCGUCCAAAGAACGUCCCCACUCAAUGAGUGCCAAACACAACUUCUUGGCACUCAAUUCAAGUAGUCGCAUUUGGAAAUUCAACCUUAAACUCAAUUCUUAAGGUUGAAUUUGCUCUGAAUUUGGGAUUUUAUUGAAUAUUGGAUUAUAUUUCUAAAACUGUCAAAGCAAAAUUGGCCAGUUUUUAAGUGAAAUUUUCUACAUGACUGUGCGUCCUUUUAUUAUAAGAGAUCGAUGCAUCGGAUUUAUAAAGUUGUCUGUAAGUAAGAUGUUCGAUCUGUUAUCUCUCGAUAAAACCUCACCAUGUAUGUGUUUUCUUGUAUUACAGUCUCACUAAUUCGGCAUUAAUAAAAAAGGGGAUGCCGUGUUAUUACAGUUUUCUAUGAUCAAUUCAAGAUGCACUUCAAUAAAUACAUAUCUCUGAAUUUUUCAUGACUAGAGUAUGGUGUCGGAUUAUUGGAUGUGAUCAGUGGCGUGCACAGGAUUUUUAACUAGGAUAUGCACUACAUACUAAAUGGAAAAUUCCUUCUCCAACACAGAUUCGUACCGAGUCCUCAAGGAAAGCAGUGCUUUUUUGCAUAUAUGAAGUGCACGCCACAGGAUGUGAUGGACUAUUGUAGAGUUUAUUAAAAUGCUGGAAUUGGUGAGAUUUUAAUUACAAUUUAUUUAACCACGAGCUGCUUAAAUGACAAGUAAGUCUCGAACUUAUGUUUUAAUUACUGUUCAAUUACAAUAAUUAAUUUAUUAAUCACAUAAUCUAUCACUUUAAAACACCUCUUUCCUUUGAGACAGCGAGCAUAAGUCGCGCUUGGUUUAUCGGUUUUCUCCGAUUGUCUUAAAUGUUGCCAGUAUUCUUAUACAUAAAAAUAUUUGGCAAACAUUGGUACGCUAAGUUUAGACGAAAAACGAGUAAUGCCGGUGUAAUUUAUAAAAAAAGAGUGAAACUGCUUAUCUUAAAUCACAGUAACGAGCCAAUUCUUUACUCCAUUUCCUUUUACUUUUUAAAACAUAUCACCUAUUUAUAUUCCUAAUAUUAUAGAAUGAAGAUCGAAUACUACACUAUACUUAGUACAUCUUGAAUUUUGACUAAUGUGUUUUUACAUAGGCAAUGUGUCAAUAACUUUAUACCUACUACUGUUUUUCAUACAUAAUUAUAAUAGUGUAAUAGACGUUAACGAAGUAGAAUAUCAGUAACUUACGUCCAUAGGUGUUAGUAUUAUAGCAACAGACAUACAUACCUACUAUAUGGCGAACAUCAACGUAAAGAAACGAAUCAUAAAACCAUAUUAUGGAAAAAUAAUACCAUCUCAAUCAAUGUGUUCAAAUCAAUUAUUUAUUAGGUGCCAGUAUUUGUUUUUUGCUUGCUUUCUUUCUUACGAUUUUAUUGCUCAUCUGAAACUGCCUACCAUUGUUGGUGGGUCGACCCCCUCCCCCCCCUAUAUCUGGGAUUAUCAAUAUUUCCAAGGACAAUGACGUCACUGGAAUGAUGCCAUAAAUAACUCAACAAGCAAACCUACAAACAUCGCUGAUAAUUUCAGAAUCCUCUUUGCUUAGUAUAAUUUUAAAAUAUCCAAUGCAAUGCAGUUUAUCAUCGAAGUGGAUUGUGAUUGGUUAAAAAUAAAUAGAUAAUAAUAAUUUUUUGAUUAUUUAUUACGUGAUUAAUCACGAAUACUAAUAAAUUAAUUUCUAUUAUUCAUGAAACUGUUGUUUGCUGUCACUUCGUUGAUCGAUGCUGACCUUUGGUGAGAAGAUUAUCGGUCACUUUAAAAAACAUAUCUCAGGAUAUUAUAAUAAAAAUAGAACUAUGUUAAAUAACAUUAUUUUAAGAAACGAAGCAGCUACAAAAUGCGUAGCUACAUGUUUUUUUAAAAGGAAUUUAUCGAAAUAGUAGUAAAUGUUUAUUUAUAACACAUGAAAUAUCACUGUCAUAGUAAUACAAUGAACCUUUUGCAUUGCUCAAUACUAUAAUCUCAUGUAGUACAUUGAUUCUCACCGAAACAAAUUCCCGCCAUUUUGGUGCCAAGUUAAUGAUUUAGUAAAACCCAUUGGAGUCUAUAUUAUGACACUAUACUGUACUGUACUGAGCUUUUAUAGGUAUUUUGCCCAGAAAAGGAAUCCAUAUCUAUAUGUAAGAAUUAUGGAAUUAUUUAUGGAAUAUUAAAGAAGAGUCCCUACUCUCCAUAAUUUUUAUUUAUAUUUGUUUACCUCCAAUAGUUUUCAUUGUAUGAGUAUAAAAUAAAUUCAAAAAGGUCCAAUUUAGAUUGGAAUUACAGUUCUGGUAUAUUCAGAAAAGGAAUUCUAUUGUAAACUAUUUCCUAGAGCUACAGAAUUUCGUUUAGUACAAAAAUUAAUUUUAAUAUCCUUAAUUAUUGUGACCAUAAUAUUAUAGCGAUAUUAAUAUACUGUUAGUUUAAUAUUUAUUAACAAUUUAAUUUAUAAGUAAACUAUUAGUAAAUAAAAUAUAGAUCUAGUUUAAUUUAUCGUUAAACCAAUUAAUUUAAUUAAUAAAUUGAGGUAACUAAUAUUUUUAUUAUUUCUUCGAAAGCGUUAUAGUAGUAAAAUAUUUUAAUUAUAUUAUAAUUAAUGUUAUAAUAAUUUUCUCGUAUUUUAAACUAACUUUGAAUCGAGAUCUGAAAAUCUGAGAAAUUUAUAACAUAAUUGUUAAGUAUUAGUAAAAUUAAAAUCUUAUAGAAAUAACAUCAAUUGUUCAUAUUGUCAGUGCUGGUUCGUAGGAAAACUAAAAUUAAAUUUUACAUAUUUAUGUAGAAUUCAUUUUUAAUUUUAACCCAAGCCCGCCGACCUGCAUUAUUAGUACCGUGGUGAGCAUCAUAUCCCCUCCUAUAAGUAGAAAGUCCAGGGCCUGUAGCCAAGUGGCACAUCGAUUCUCUUUUAAUGAUCGCAAACGCUACGAAAAUUAAAAAAUGUGUGAGAAUGACUUUUGAUUUUAAACUUAUUUCGUGGUUGUUCAUUAUGAUUGUUAUUUAAACGGGUACACACCACGAUAAAAAGACAAGAUUUUUAAUGUCGAUAUUUUGACCCAGUUGCAUGGAUCGUGGUCACGACCAAAGAUUACAGUGUAUUAUUGGAAAUAGAUAGGCUACUCGAACUUUUUUCGGAACGAAUGUGAUAGCGCCAUCUAGUGACUAGAUACGGUAUUUUUAGUAUAGUAAAAAGCAUAAAAAUAAUAAUGCAUAUUUUUUGUAAAAGAGAGACAUUUUUGAUUUUGUAAUAGUUGAAGAAACCAAUUGAGAAAAACAAAAAAAAAUUAUUUAUUUUUUAUUUUAUUUUAUUAGGAUUAUUAUAUUGUACCUUUGUUAUGCACCACUAGGCCAAAUGACUAUGUGGAAAAUCGUUGAAAUUAAUGUACACUUACUGUUUUUCUUUAAUAAUCCCUUUGCUUUAGAAAUACAAACACAUUCUUUCUAUUACGCGUCAAAAUUAAAAGGAUAAAUAAUUCUUUUGUUUCCGUACUUACACGGGUUUAAUCUCUAAAAACAUUCUAGUACGUACACAUCUAUGUAAUUGUAUUUACUAUCCUGGAAUCUUUAAUCUAGGAUGUAGAUGGCGCUGCUUCAUAAAGAUUUCACGUUCUUCUAAGUUCCCAUGGCAUGGUCACGACGGAACUGAAGUUGCGAGAUGAUAAGUGAAGUCAGCUGUUAGGGGCAGAAUCGAUCUACCCUCUUUCUCGUUCUUUUUCAUUUUUCAACAACCUCGCGUUUUUGGCUGUUUAGGCAAACCACACUCACGACAUCGCUUUUGUUAUUAUGCGUAUCACGGCGCCCUCUUGGUUUGCACAAUUCUACCACCGUGUUCCACUCGCACGAUCCAUGCAACUGGGUCGAAAUAUCGACAUUAAAAAUCUCGUCUUUUUAUCGUGGUAUGUACCCGUUUAAAUAACAUUCAGAAUGACUUUUGCUAUCGACAGGUCACAUCAAGUUGUCGAUCGCAUCUGUUAUUGACAUGCAUUUUUUAAUCUUCGAAGCGUUUGUGUUUUGCGAUUAUAAAAAGAGAAUCGACGUGCCACUUGGCUACAGACUCUGGUCUUCUAGUGGACCAGUAAAUACAAAACGAUCACUAAUCAGAUAUUAAUUUAUAAUACUGUUCCAAGCUUGUUGGUGUCACACCACCAACUUAAUUUUUUUUCGAUGCGAAAUCGUUACCACAGUGUUAGUGGUAAUACCACUUAAUAUAUUUUCUAAGUUUAAAUGUCUUUAACGAUUUAGCAUUCUUUACAUCCUUUCACUUUCAUUCGAAAAACUUUAUUUGACAACAAUCUAAUCAUUUAUACUUAAGAUAGUUCUUGACAAUUUUUCCUUUUGUAAUUUAGACUGUGGACUACUGAUGUAAUUUUUUUUACUCAUGGAUAUGACAUAUAAGAACAUUACAGGAUAUUACAUUCCACUUUUAUUUAGAGUGUACGUAUAGGUAAAUACACAUAGCAAUAAUUAAAUAACGAAGUAUAAGUAAUGUAAUAAUAUUAAUACUUGUUAUUAGAGUCAAUUAAAGUUGUGUAUACAGUACUGUUAAUACUCGAACCGUCAUUGUAUUGGUUUCAGGCAUCGAUCGUAGAUCGUUAGAUGGGCCUCAAAGCGUCGCGGAAUUGUCAUUGGUUUCGCACAUUGAAUACGUCAUCACUCGUAACACAUUUCUCUUUAUUCAUGUUGUGGCUUGUGUUUGUUGUCCAAAAUGAAUACGAAGGUAUAAUUAAGGGAUUAAAAUAAGAAAAAAACUAAAUAUUUUGUUAAGUCCACGUCCACUUACAGCAUGCGCUUGUUACGUACUAAGAUAAGAUGUGCGUGCACAUUUUUGGGUAAUGACAUAAAAUUGUGCGUUCUUUAAUAAGUAGGGGUCCAUCUAACGAUUUAUAUCGAUGGUUUCAGGUGCUAAUAAAUUUAAUACCGAAUGCAAAAUCCAUUUAUUUUGUGGUAUUCCAUGCUUUUUAUAAGUACUUUGAAUUAUGGUUAUUCAAAGUAUUUAUUAAGUAUUGUAAUAAGUAUGUAUGAGAAGCAUUAAUUACUGUAAUUUUGAACUAAAUUUAUAAAAAAUUUCCAAUGUAUAUAGUAAAUUGUUUGGUAAAGAUUAUUUACUUAAAAUAAAAUGAAAAAUAAUUAUGAACAUCAAGACUCGACGCAGUUGCAAUGAAAACUCUUAGAAAUACAUUUUCAUUUAUUUUUCGUUAUAAGUAAUGAAAUAUUAUCGACGCUUGCAAACAUUCUCAAUAUUACUUAUAUGAGUCGCAGGCAGACUUAUAAACUGGACACUAGGCGUAAGGCUGGAUAUAGUCGUUUUCCGAAUCCGUUUUCCGUGUUCUGAAAACCAAAUGCAAGAAAUCAAUCUAUACUAAUAUUAUAAAGAGGUAAAGUUUGUAAGUUUGUAAGUUUGUAAGUUUGUAAGUUUGUAACAAUUUUUUGAAAUGGGGUAAUCUUCGGAACUACUGGACCGAUUUUAAAAAUUCUUUCACCAGUAGAAUGCUACUUUAUCGGGGAGUGCUAUAGGCUAUAUUUUAUAUUUCUAUCAUAUAUAACUACUGAGAUAUCGCGGGUUUUCUCUUACAGGUCAGACUGAAAAACUUACUUAUUCGCAUGCGCUGCCUCAACCAUUGCGUAUAACUGAAAUAAAUGUAUGGAGGCUUUUUAAACCUUUAAAAGUUCUACAAAAAAGUCCGCGACACCAUAUAUCUAUCUUUUAUAUUUUAGCAGAUAUAGUACCUUUAGUACUUUAAUAAAUUAUUUAAAUUUUAAACUAAGGUUUACGUCAUUAUUUACACAACUAAACUUAAAUCCUUAUCAAAAUAAAUGAUUUAAUAAUCACAAGGAUAUUAUAGAGAUAAGAUUUGCCUUUUACAGUAUGUUAAUUAGUUAUAUAGUUUCGGAGAUAAUACAAAAUUUCUGAAAGUCGCAGAAAUGCCGCUAUAUGACGCCCCGCGGUUUCAAUUACGUGGUUCCCGUUCCCGUAUGAAUAUGAGGACCAAACAUAGCCUAUGAUACUCGCAAAUAAUGUAGCUUUCUAUUGGUAAAAGAAUUUUCCAAAUCCACCACGCACAAAAGGCUGGACCAAUUUUGCUGAGGGUAGGGAUAGGAUAGAGGUAGGGAAAGGGUAGGAUAGAGGUAAUGUAGGGGUAAUUUAGGGAAAGUGUAGGGUAGGGUAGGGUACGGAUAAUGUAGGGGUAGUGUAGGGCAGGGGCAAGGUAGAGAGAUAGGGGAAGGAUAUGGAACGUAUAGGGUAGGGGAGGAGUAGGAUAGGGGUAGGGUAGGGUAGGGGUAGGGUACGGGUAGGGUAGGGUUAGAGUAGGGAUAAGGUAGGGGUAGGGAAGGGUUAGGGUUAGCGGUAGGGUAGGAGUAAGGUAGGGGUAGGGUAGGGGUAGAUUAGGGGUAGGGUAGGAUAGGGUAUGGAUAGGUUACGGGUAGGGUUAGGGUAGGGUAAGGUGGGGGGAGGGAAGGGUUAGCGUUAGCGGUAGGGUAGGGUAAAAUAGGGGUAGGGUAGGGUAGGGUUGGGUAGGGUUGGGUAGGUUUACGAGCAGGGUAAGGUAGAGGUAGAGAAGUUUACAUCAAUUUUUACGCGGACGAAGUCGCGGGCGUCCGCUAGUAUAAAAUACAUUGAAUGACGCACAUGUACGUAUGUUCUGAACGGAACAAAUUCCGCAAGUACGUAACGAUUGCGAGUUUUUGCGACAAUAUACAUUCCGAAUGAAUAAAAACGUCGGCGGUAGUCUCGCGUAAACGUAAUUCCAAAUCUAAAUUGUGCAUUACAAUAACGGAUACGGAAAAGGUAUGUAUGCGGCCGGCCUAAUGUUGUUAUGAUACCUGCGUUAGGCAUGUUGCAACUUUAGAGCGAAUUGGAAGUAUGGCGCAUAUAAUUAAAGAUCUUGUUGUAAGGUCAGUAGGGCUAUUCUGUAACGAUGUCUUGUAGGACUCGUAAGUGCGAGUUCCGAAUUCGCCUCUCUCUCACUCUGUCUAACACGAUACUAUAGAAAGAGAACGAUAGAUCUGAAUUCUUAACUUACACUUAUGAGUUAUACAAAACAUUCUUACAGAGUAGGUACCUAAUGUUCAAUUUUAACUGUAUUGAGUGAACCUCCUAUUCCUCUAGAACAAUAGAAACGGGAUUUAUAGCUAGUUGUCCAAACAUCAAUACACACUUUCAGCAAUUUCCAAUAUCCUGUCUGAAAUCGGUGAAGAUGCUUAGCAUUGGCGUAACUAUAAGGUGACAGCUGGCAAAAUGCUACGGGCCCAUAGCCGAAUGGGCCCCGAGCCUUAUUCCUAUCAUUGAAAAAAAUUCAAUUUCUGGGCCCAUCCAUAAAUUCGCUACAGGCCUCAGAUGAUAUACGAGUAGUUACGCCACUGAUGCUUAGCUGAUAUUAUUUAGCAAUAAAAGCUAUAUAAAUAAUGUUCCUGCAGCCUAUAAAAUAUCUUGGCAUACAAAUUGUUUUUUAAAUAUAUUAAUUUAAAACUAUAAAAUAUAUAAAUUCGUUAGCUGUGAGUAAUCAUUUAAAUUUUUUAUAUGAAACAUUUAGAUAAUUAAAAAUAUUGAAAACAUUUCGUCUUGUUUGUUGUAACAACAAAUUCUACAAAAUGUUCUAUAAAUACUAAAUUGGAUGAUAAAUAAUAUGUAAAGAAAAGAAUUGUAAAUUGAAUAGUCAAUUGAUGUUGAUAAAUAAAUGAACUUUUGUAUUCA
This is a messenger RNA of Bicyclus anynana (squinting bush brown), 13282 nucleotides long. It is a transcript of the gene Rich, whose product is annotated as guanine nucleotide exchange factor subunit Rich. Gene Ontology annotation, molecular function: protein binding. Lineage: Eukaryota; Metazoa; Arthropoda; Insecta; Lepidoptera; Nymphalidae. The coding region runs from base 162 to 4388 and encodes 1408 amino acids. The record is from RefSeq and is a predicted model, not a curated record. Gene Ontology annotation, biological process: retrograde transport, endosome to Golgi; intracellular protein transport. The transcript is spliced from 26 exons. Gene Ontology annotation, cellular component: Golgi membrane; cytosol; Ric1-Rgp1 guanyl-nucleotide exchange factor complex.